Durio zibethinus is the source of this 2878-nucleotide messenger RNA. RefSeq names its product protein SIEVE ELEMENT OCCLUSION B-like. Lineage: Eukaryota; Viridiplantae; Streptophyta; Magnoliopsida; Malvales; Malvaceae. Gene Ontology annotation, biological process: phloem development. The record is from RefSeq and is a predicted model, not a curated record.
CCUUUAACACCAUAAUCUUCAAAGAGCAACAAAUCUGGAUCCCCAUUGCCACUCUUUAAUUUUUCACUGUGGAAACGAAGAGGCAGCUGGGGCCAACCAUUGCUACAUUUAUAUGAUCCUCAUCCUAAUUUAGAGGCCCCUUAGCUUUUCUUAAGACUCCUCUUGCAAGCAAGGUACAAAUCUAAUCCUUCUUUAUUCCAUUAGCCCCUCACUAUAUAAACCUAAGAAUUCUUAUUAAACAAACCACACAGCAAGUUAGAGCAAAUAGAUAUCCAACAUUUCCAAAUAUGGCAGCCACUAUUUCACAGCCGCAGAAAUCGCAGAAACACGUCAAGAGUGAGCGCCGGAUGUUCUCAGCAUCAGAUGACACUGCAAUGAUGAAGCAAAUUCAGGCAACUCAUGCGCCUGAUGGUCGUAUAGUUGAAGUCAGGCCCAUUCUCCAAAUCAUUGACAACGUUUUGCGUCAUAUCACUCCCAAUAUUGAUCAUGCUCUAAAUGGUGGACAUGGACACAUGGAUGCCUUGGAUGAUAGGACCAGCCCGGCUGCUAUUGAUGGCAUGCUUGAUGCAUUGGCUUAUAUCGUACAAAAAAUCUCCUGCGAGAUAUCAUGCAAGUGCUCAGGAGGAGGAGAUGCUCAUGCAACAACGAUGGUGCUGCUUAACACGCUUUCAAGUUAUUCAUGGGAUGCAAAAGUGGUGCUAACCUUAGCUGCUUUUGCUGUGAAUUUUGGGGAGUUUUGGCUGAUAGUUCAGCUCUGCACAACGAACUCACUUGCCAAGUCUGUGGCUCUCCUCAAGCAACUGCCAGACGUCUUAGAGCAUUCCCAAACCCUGAAACCCCACUUUGAUGCACUUAGCAAGCUCAUCAAGGCAAUGAUGGAUGUAGCCAAGUGCGUUGUUGAGUUCACGGAGUUACCUUCUCAGUAUAUUUUGAGCGAAGUGCCACCAAUGUCUAUCGCCAUGGCUCAUAUCCCCACAGCUGCCUACUGGACCAUCCGAAGCGUUGUGGCCUGCGCUACACAGAUUACAAGCCUUGUAGGCUUGAGACACGAGUUCAUUACAUCGACCACAGAGGCAUGGGAACUAUCAAGCUUGGCGCAUAAAGUCAGCAGCAUACAUGAACACCUUCAAAAGCUAUUACGUCUUUGCUAUCAGCAUAUUGAUGAGAAGAAGCAGGCAGAAGCUUAUGAAGGUUUCAAGCACGCCCUUGAAACACCUCAAAUAGACAACUUGAAGAUUCUCAUAAAAAUUUUCUCGCUCGGCAAGGAAGAUCCUCAUUCACUCUUGGGUCCAGAAAAGAACAAGGUCCAUAUGGAGGUACUAAGAAGAAAGCAUGUGCUACUGCUCAUUUCAGAUCUUGAUAUCUCCCAUGACGAGAUUCAGGUUCUUGUGGUUCUGUACAAAUAUGAAAGGGAAGCGACUCAUGAGCUUAACUAUGAGAUCGUAUGGCUCCCAAUUGUGGACAGAUCAGCUUGGAAUGAAAGUUUUCAGGAAAAAUUUUUGAACCUGCAAUCAAUUAUGCCAUGGUAUACUGUGAACCAUCCUUCCAUUAUUGAACCAGCAGUGAUUAAGUACACCAGGGAGGUAUGGCGUUUCGUAAAGAAGCCCAUUGUGGUUACACUGGAUCCACAAGGAAAGGUGACAUGCCCAAAUGCACUCAACAUGUUGUGGAUAUGGGGAAAUACUGCCUUCCCCUUCAGCACUGAGAAAGAAGAAAGUCUGUGGAAAUUAGAGGCUUGGAGGAUUGAGCUACUUGUUGAUGGGCUCGAAGUUAACUUACCUACUUGGAUGAAACAACAGAAAGUCAUAUGCAUUUAUGGUGGUGAACAAAUUGAAUGGAUCGAAAGUUUCACUUCUGCAACAAAAAGUGUUGCACAGACUCUUGCCAUUAGCUUAGAGAUGGUUUAUGUUGGAAAGAACAACGCCAAGGAGCGGGUGAGAAAGAUCAGCAGUUUAAUCAACCAGAAGCAGCUUAGUCACGCCUGGCAAGAUACCGAAGUGUGGUACUUUUGGAACCGGUUAGAAAGCAUGUUGUUCUCGAAAACCCAACAUGGCAAGACCAAUGAAACUGAUGUUAUAAAGCAGGAGGUCAUGACAAUACUUGGUUAUGAUGGCAGCGAACUUGGAUGGGCAGUAUUCUUUUUAGGAUCAACUGAAAUGGUGAGAGCCAAUGGAGACAAAAUUCUAAGUAGCAUGAAAAAUUUUGCACAAUGGGAAGACCUCGCUAGACAAAUGGGUUUUAUUCCAGCACUUCGCAGGCACCUGGAAGGGAUUAGUGACGAUCAUCACUGCACCCGCCUUAUCCUUCCAGGAAUCAGUGGGGGAAUUGCAGAGAGGGUGGUCUGUGCUGAGUGUGGACGUCCAAUGGAGAUGUAUUACAUGUAUCGCUGCUGUGUUGAAUAAGCCAAAAAGCGAGACGUUUGAUCAAAGCCCAAGAACUCAGAAAUAACUAUCACUCUUGAUCUUGGGUUUUUUAAGUAGCUCUAAGUGAUGAAAUAAAAGGUCUAAAGCUCUCGCAUUUGCUUGUCUGUUUCUACAUUCUUCUAUAGUGGUGAUGUUUGAGAGAUACUAGUAAUAUUUAGGACUCUUUAUCACCCUUCAUUGGUUACCGAAGAGUCUUAGCUAUCUGGUUUUUAUGAAAGUGUGCUGUGCCUACUGCCUACUUUGUAAUAUAGCUUUGCUAAAAUAACGAGUUUUUCGAGAUUGUGGCUUUGAUGUUAGGCAUUCUCUCUCAAGCUACUCUUUUUUUCCUUUUUUCUUUUUGCCAAAAUCUGGAAUAAUGCAGGGGCCAGGGAGCCUUCUUUUGAAGCAGAAGUCCCUUCUUUGGGUUUGAACUUUGAACUCUGAAAUGGAGGCUACAUGAACUGAAUUGGGCUUGA